CUCUAUAGGGUGGCGUGUGAAUAUUUCAUUGCUUGAAAAUGUGUACCAGAGAUUUAUGAUUCAGACAGUUGUAUAUAUAAUGAAAACAUUUAUUUUCAUCGAUACAGAUUGGGAAAGUGUUGUUGGAAAAAAAAAUUGACCUCAUCCUCUUUUACAGCCGCCACCAGCAGAGAACGUCUUACAUGUAUAUUUUACUAAUAAUACCAAGGAUACGUUAUUUUUUAAUUAUAAGUAAUCAUAGGAAUACCAAAGGAGGGUCUUCAUCCGACCUCUUGCACGCCGCACACACUAUAGAGACGACGUACCCGAAGCACUUACGCAAGAUAUCAGCAACAAGCAGAAUGAAAAUUGUAGAAGACGGACAGCGCUUGCAGAACCAGCAUAAAGCCGCAGCCAGCAGCUACAAGUCACCCUGCCACUGGGUUCGCUGCAGCGGAAAGCACAUACCGCACAACGCCGUGGCCGGAGGCGAGGAAAAAGGCGGCAAGUUCAAAUUGUUCGUGGCUCGCGCCGUGCACAAGGGCGAAGUGCUGCCGGGAAAAGUGGUCCCUUCCCUAGGUACCUGUUACGUGUCUUACGAUGGUGUCGAGACGAAGUACAGCGACUACCAGGCACUCGUCUCCGACAGUGACUCCCUGACUUGGUUGCCGGGAUCUGGUGGCGGGGUGCCCGGUGGAGCCAUCCAGGGUGGCACUACGUCCAAAGGCGAGCCGCUCUACAUCGGCCGCGUCCGUAUCGAAGACGGCCUGGUCAUUGGGAAGGUGCACCCUUCGCAUGGAUGCGCGUAUAUUCCCUACUACCAGAAAGAGUACAAGUACACCGACUACGAGGUCCUUGUCUGCAAGACGGUCAACUUCUGAGCAGACGUCGUGCAACGCGAGACGGUGGUUCUGCCACCGACGCCAGCUAUACUCACUGUGUACGCUUAUACCGGCAAAGGAUGCGUUGCGAAGGAUCUUUUUUGAGUCGUUUUGAGUUUUUAGUUGAUUGCCGUUGAUGAUGAUGAACCCUGCUGAAAAAAAAAAAAAAACCGUAUUACCCAUAACUCCUAUAUCCAGUAACAUCAUAUGACCUAUAGGAAAAACUUUUUUAUGGGAUCCUAUGUUUCAUAUCGGAUUAGUUGAUAUGGAAGUUAUGGGACAUAUUGAUAUUUCAAUUGGGAAAUUAUGGAAAGCUUGCUUUUGUGCAGCGCCGUGCGAGUUCUUGCAAGAGUUGAAACGAAAUUUUGGAGUGAGCAGGACAUCAAAAUGCCGAAGAAGCUGAGCUUUUCAAACCAGGAAUAAACAGAACAAUGGAUUGCUCUAUACUUAGAAGUUUGUAGCUUUUUUUUUUUUUUCUUUACGUCUAGUUGGGCGGCUGUGAACCAAUCGAAAUAUUCUGUUGGCCAUAAUUUAUCAAUAAAGAAAAAUCCCAACAGUUCAGUAAACGCACAAUGCAUCAUUUUUCUGUUGUGGCUGGAAUGGUAACCGUGCGCACAAAAAGACGCCGGGCACUCAUGCCGCCUAGCGUCUGUCACGUGACAAAAGUGAAUAGCGUAGAGUGUGCACACCAAGAAAACGUCGCAAGGAUCGGGCACAUAUAUUACAAGUAAAGAAAAAAAAAUGCCGUUCAUUAAGUCAUAGGCUGGAUACGUCGCAAGAAAGGAAGAAAAGCAUAACAAUAUUGCUGCUUUCCAGGAGGAAUAAAAUGAAACAGACCGUGACACUUGUAUAAGCGCUGUGGUAUAACGGCAUAAAGUUAUAGAGCACGCAAAACGCCAAUUUACUGAGCAAUAAAUUAU
This is a messenger RNA of Dermacentor silvarum, 1780 nucleotides long. Its product is annotated as natterin-4. Bases 183 to 860 code for a protein of 225 amino acids. The transcript has 3 exons. Lineage: Eukaryota; Metazoa; Arthropoda; Arachnida; Ixodida; Ixodidae. The record is from RefSeq and is a predicted model, not a curated record.